This is a messenger RNA of Phialemonium atrogriseum, 892 nucleotides long. Its product is annotated as transcription factor Pcc1-domain-containing protein. The coding region runs from base 79 to 423 and encodes 114 amino acids. Gene Ontology annotation, cellular component: EKC/KEOPS complex. NCBI's taxonomy places the organism in Eukaryota, Fungi, Ascomycota, Sordariomycetes, Cephalothecales, Cephalothecaceae. The record is from RefSeq and is a predicted model, not a curated record. The transcript has 2 exons.
CACAAGUCCGUGAUCAAGGACCACACAUACCAGUCGUUCUGCCUUGGCAAACAAACCCUGCGACGGUGGGCUCUCACCAUGGCGGCUCAUUCAGUAGGACCGGAGUUACCCUGCUCCCUGGUACUCGACAUCCCCUUCCCAAACUCGCGCCUCGCGUCGAUAGCCCUCCAGGCUCUAGGAGUCGACAAGGAACUCUCCGCUCUAGUACGGCGCGAGCUGUCGACGGCGGCGCCCGCCGACACCCCGAGCGCUGCGGCGGCCCUGGACAGCGAGACCGUCCUCCGAGUCAGGUACUGCGCAAGCACGAACCGCAUGCUCAGGGUUGCUGUCAAUUCUUUCCUGGAAAGCCUCGCGCUGGUUCUAGAGGUGAUGGGGGAGCUCGAUGUUGAUGUUCUUGAGGCCCAACGGGGGAAGACUGCUUGAUCCGAGUCACCGGCUCCUUGGACAAUUUAAAUCAAGCCCUUGCUGGCGUCACCAGCUCCAACAAAGACCAAUCAAUUUCCAGCACAAGCCGCGAAAGUGUUGCUGCCCAAGACUGAGGUAGCCAGGCGCUGCAGAAUAGGAUGGCCAAUGUGCCGACGACGCUAGAUGAUGCGUCAUCAACCUGCGUCCCUCGACGGAGGGAAGAGCUCUCCCGUUUCAGAACGAAGGGACAGCUCAAGCAACAUCUUUGGAUAGGAGCAUUGUCAGGACUGACCCUAGUUGUCUGAGAGGCAGAAUGUAGAUAUAUAUGGUCUAUAUAUCUCAGGUCUUACGGCUUUUCUAUGCCGUGCUUCGUGUAGCCCAUGUCACAGAAACUCAACAGGCCACGACGUCAUAUGUCACAUCGUGAAUAAGCCGGUCCAUCUACAGAGGUGGCAGGACGCAAGUCAAACGAGAAGCUUCGCCUUUC